This is a messenger RNA of Mytilus californianus (California mussel), 1788 nucleotides long. RefSeq names its product ras-related protein Rab-34-like. The transcript has 10 exons. NCBI's taxonomy places the organism in Eukaryota, Metazoa, Mollusca, Bivalvia, Mytilida, Mytilidae. Gene Ontology annotation, molecular function: GTP binding; GTPase activity. The record is from RefSeq and is a predicted model, not a curated record. The coding region runs from base 181 to 984 and encodes 267 amino acids.
AACAUUGCAAAAUUUUCGCGUACAUAGUUGCACUUCCGGAAAUUUAAAGACUGAAUCAGAAGACAAUCUACAUGAACAAAUUAUACAGGGUCAAAUAGGACGCUUUAAGAACACACAAGCUUAAUUCAUUUCGUGAUGAACAUACAGUAUAAAAAGCUUUGAUUAAAGUUGAAAAUAACCAUGUCUGCAACAAGGACAAUGAUGUCACAAAAUGUGGCAAAGGAUAGAAUCGUUACAAAAUUCCCACAGGCUUUCCAUCCAGAUGCUACACCUUAUCAGAAGAUGAACUUUCACCCUAAGGUCAAGGCUGCAUGUACUGAUAACAAGACAGGCAGAGUUGGGUUAAAAAUUUGUAAAGCUGUGUUAGUUGGGGACGUGUCAGUAGGAAAGACUAGCCUAGUGAACAGAUUUUGCCAUGAUGUAUUUGACAGAGAUUACAAAGCCACUAUAGGUGUAGAUUUUGAAGUAGAAAAAUUUAGUCUGUUAAAUGUACCUUUCACUUUACAAAUAUGGGACACAGCAGGACAAGAACGAUUUAAAUGUAUAGCAGCAUCUUAUUAUAGGGGUGCUAAUGUGACAAUAGUUGUAUUUGAUUUGUCAGAUGAAUCUUCAUUAUCCAAUGUAGCACGCUGGAUGGAUGAUGCUGCUGGGAAUUCUUCUGAUCCCAUCAAAUUUGUUGUUGGUACAAAGAAAGAUUUAGUAUCGCCAGCUGCUUUGGAAUCAAUUGAACAGAAUGCAGUAGAAAUAGCUAAUUCAUUAGGGGCUGAGUUUUGGGCUGUUUCAUCCAAAACAGGUGAGAAUGUGAAAGAGUUUUUCUUCCGAGCAGUAGCAUUAACAUUUGAAGCUGCUAUUUUACGAGAGAUAGAUACUACUGGUGCUGGACCUACCAAACAGAUUGGUAAUGAUUUAAUCAAAGUUGACAAUGAAAAUGUAUUUGAAAGAAGAAACAAGAAGAAUCCUUUAGGAAAAUGCUGUGAUAUGUAAAAACCCUGUCUUCCAUGUGCCAUCAAUAACAUUAGGCAGAUAUCAACUGCAGUUAACACCAGAAUCUUAUAUUCUAUAUUUUUGGCAUAUAAAUGUCUGUUAUAGAUAACAUGUUCAAUCAUUUGUUAACAUUUUACUUGCAAAUUAUCAAAUUUGUUUACAUUUUUGCAGAAGCUUUCUAAACAAAUGUUAAAUGUUGAAAUCAUAAAUGCUUUGGUGAGAGAGCUACCUAAGGAAACUUAACUCCAGAUUUACCAUAGAUUUACCUGAUCCAUUUUCCAACAGCUAUCAGUUUAAAAACUCUUCAGUUAUAACUGAUUUUUUCAAGAAAAAGGGUUAAUAGAUAAAUGGUUUCUGUAUUAAUGUAUUAAGAUAUAUAAAAUAAAUGGUUGUGGUGAAUGCAAAGGAAACACUGAUUUUACACCAGGAAAUUAUAUUAAAUGCACUAAAACUAAUGUUUUAACUUAUUAUUCCAUAACAUAUUUUUGAAAAUUAUCUAGACAGUGUCUUUAGCCUGGAAUAUAAAGUUCAUCUAAAUUAAAUGUCCUGUAAAGGAUUAACUUAAUUAAUUGAAAAAUGCCAAACAGUGUACAUAUAUUUUUAAUUGGUAGAUUCCUUAUUUGGUCUUUGUUAAAUUGUUUGUUAAGAAUUUAUUUUUGGUUUCUUGAAUAUAUUGGUCAACAUUAAAUAAGUAUGUGUAUUAUUGUGUCCACUUAUAAACAUUUGAUCUUGUUUUUGUUAUAGAGGUUUGAUUCUCUUCAAUUUAACUGAUGGGAAUUGGAUUACAUUAGUCAUCUUCAAUCA